Molecule: messenger RNA, 3065 nt
Organism: Panthera uncia (snow leopard)
Lineage: Eukaryota; Metazoa; Chordata; Mammalia; Carnivora; Felidae
Gene: COL26A1
Product: collagen type XXVI alpha 1 chain
Exons: 13
Coding region: 491-1660 (389 amino acids)
Source: RefSeq, a predicted model, not a curated record
AAUCAUUCCUUCUUAUUCUUCCUCACCAGAGUGGGAUUUCUCUGUGGGCAGGGGUUGAUUCUGAGCACUUGAUGACAGGUAUGAUGCCAGGACUUGGUGGCCAAAGGGUAUGGCUACUCUCCCUUCCCCUUGGACCUGGUCCCAGGGUCUCAGUGGGCCCCUUAUCCCCCAGCCUCGUGGAGGGGCCCCUCCUCGGCCAUCACGGCCUUUUGACCCGCAGUCAGCCCCUCAGUAAUAACGUCACGACUGUUGCUUUCCCCACAGGCACUGGUGCCAUCACACGGUGACGCGGACGGUGUCCUGCCAGGUGCAGAAUGGCUCCGAGACCGUGGUCCAGCGCGUGUACCAGAGCUGCCGGUGGCCCGGGCCCUGUGCCAACCUUGUGAGGACUCUGAUCAGACCCACAUACAAAGUGUCCUACCGCACGGUGACGGUGCUGGAGUGGAGAUGCUGUCCUGGCUUCACCGGGAGCAACUGUGAUGAGGAAUGCAUGAACUGUACCCGGCUCAGCGACAUGAGUGAGAGGCUAACCACGCUGGAGGCCAAGGUUCUCCUGCUGCAGGCGGCAGAGCAGCCCGCAGGCCCGGGCAAUGACCUGCCAGCCCCCCAGAGCACCCCACCACCCUGGAACGAGGACUUCCUCCCUGACGCCAUCCCCCUCGCCCACCCAGGGCCCCGAAGGAGAAGGCCCACGGGCCCCGCCGGGCCCCCGGGGCAGACGGGACCGCCAGGGCCUGCAGGUCCCCCAGGCUCCAAAGGCGACCGGGGCCAGGCAGGAGAGAAGGGCCCAGCAGGGCCUCCCGGCCUCUUGGGGCCGCCAGGACCCCGCGGGCUUCCUGGAGAGAUGGGGCGCCCGGGCCCCCCUGGCCCCCCCGGCCCAGCAGGCAGCCCAGGCUUCCCUCCGAACGGCCCCCAGGGUGUCCUCUACUCCCUGCAGUCGCCGACAGACAAGGACGCUGCUGCCCCUGGGGUCCUGACGCCCCCCGAGUCUCUGUUGUCUGCCCUGGCCUCAGUUUCCCCAUUUGGUGAGAGCAGCGCCCCCGAGUCCGAGCCUCUGCUCACCAAGGCUGCUGUGAGGCCCGGUGGGGUGGGGACGUCUGUCCUCCUGGCCCCGGGGGAGCUCAGGCCCGGCACCCCAGCCCUGCCGGCCCUGCCCCACCGUGUCACGGGCCCCUCUGCUCUGCCCACAGACGGACACUCACAGCUGGCCUCUGCUGCCGUGGACACCGUGCUGGCCGGCGUCCCAGGGCCCCGGGGCCCCCCUGGCCCUCCAGGUCCUCCUGGCCCACACGGUCCCCCAGGACCGCCAGGUGUACCUGGAUCCCAGGGCCUGGCCGGAGAGCGGGGCAUGAUGGGACCGGCUGGCGAGCCCGGCGGGAAGGGACAAGAAGAGGAGAAGGCGGCUGCAGAGAGUGAGGGGGUGCAGCAGCUGCGGGAGGCCCUGAAGAUCCUGGCAGAGAGGGUCCUCAUCCUGGAGCACAUGAUCGGGAUCCACGAUCCCCUGGCCUCCCCCGAGGGGGGCUCCGGCCAAGAUGCUGCCCUGAGAGCCAGCCUCAAGAUGAAGCGUGGGGGCUCCCCGCCCGCCGACGGUCCCCUCGCCGCCCUGCUCGGCCCCGACCCUGGGCAGAGGAGCGCUGGCCAGGCCAGCGGCAGGAAGUAAGAGGCCAGCUCUCCAGGACAAGCCCCGCCGGAGACCCAGCUCCGAGCCCUGUGUGGCCACCGGCUUCUGAAGACAACACUUGGUGGGACUGGGCUCCAGGCACCGAGGAUCCUGAGGGACGCUGGCUCCCGGGGCCUGGGGGCCUUGGGGACAGAUGGCAACUGCAGAGGCAGGGUCCAGAGGGCCCCGGCACCCUUGGCGGGGCCUUUUCCUUGUCCCUGCCCUCCCCCACCCUCACUUUCUGCAGGAGACGGGCUCUGGGUGGGCUGGGCAGGGCACGAGAAUAAUCAUAAUACUCAUCAUUCACUGAGUCUGGGCCUGUCCGAGGGGCUUUCCCUACAUUGUCUCAUUUAACCCUUAGGAGGCAGGCUUGCUACCCCACUUUCCACGGGAGGACGGAGGCUCGGCCAGUGUAAAUAACGUGCCAAGGCCACGGGACCAGGGACAGCCGGGGCAGGAUUUGAACCCAGGCCUCUCGGUUCCUUAACUCGGGACCCCGCCAGCUUCCUGUCUUCACAGAGAAACUCAGGGCAGGAGUGGGGCUGUGGGGAGGCUGGCCCGGCCCGCAGGGAAGGAAGGCAGGGUCCCGGGCCUCCUUCCUCAGCCUCCCCGUCCCUGGGCUUGGGGUCUGCUCCAGGGUCUGGCGGCGGCUGCUCUCAGAGGCCAGGGAGACCCUGAAUAAGCCCGUGACGCUCACACGGACUUGGGGACAGUGAGAGAGGGGCACUGGGGGUGCAGGGGCCUUCAAACCAAACUGGCAGUCGCCCACCACUGCCUCCCAGUCUCUCUGAGCCCACCCAGUCCAGCCCAGCAGGCCCUCCUGCCCCCGAGCCGAGAGGAGGCAGUAUUUCCCGGGAACGUGCACCUGAGGAGGCCGUCACUUGCAGCCCUGCCUUCCCUGGGAACCUGUAGGGUUGGCCAUUUCCGCAUCGCACAGCAAGUCCAACGACCCUUUGACAAUCUAGAGGAAGGACAGCUGAGUCCCAGGCCCCAUCAGGAGAGACACUGCCCGCUGAGGGCUGUGGGCCCGGGGAAGGGGCCUCAGUAGGUGGCCGGGGCCCGGGACCCCAGAGCAGCUCAGACCGCAGCCCUUAAGGCCUCUCGGGCCCUGGGUCCCCUGUGACCUGGACCAGCCCUGCUUCUCCUCUCUUGCCGGGCCGAGACCCAAAGAUCGUGGUGCCACCCCAGGGCCCGUGUCCCCUCAGGGCAGGAGCCAUCUGUCCCCAGCGUCCUUGGUGCUCCCGGGAGGUUGUGGCCUGGUCCCACGGGCCCCGGUAACCUCUUCUUGCCCUCAAGGUCCCGAUGGCCCCUUGUGAGGCAGAACUGGCCUGGGGGCCCAGGUGUGGCAGUCAGAGGCAGCGGGCAGUCUGGAACGCUGUGACAAUAAAGGUGCUCUCCCCACUGG